AUGAGUAAUAUUGAGCCCAACGACUUAUCCCAGCUUAUUAUAAACCUUUUUCCAGACAAAAAAGAGUGUGAACAAGUCUUUAAGGAAGUGAACAGUGACGAUUUUUCAGCGAAGUGUGUAGAGGAUCUUAAGUUCAUUGACUGGAGGGGUAUUGUUGGUAAUUUGACUGUGAAGCAGCGUAAGGUCAUUGCAAUUAAAAUUAAAGAAAUUACAAAGGAACAAAAACAAGAGACGGAGGUAUACAAGAUGACUGGUAACAUCAUCAAGAUGAAUUUGUUCAAACCGCCAAGGUAUCGAUAUCAAAUGGACUAUCGAAUAUGGUCUGCUGAACAAACAACUGAUUUCAUGUUAAAAAAUGGCAUUUCAAAGGCGGCUGUAACUUCUUUGAAAAAUUUGGAUGGGAACAAAUUAGUCAACUUUGAUGAGAAGAAAUUGGGGUGGUUUGAAGGGUCCAAGAUUAAAGGUGAUGUGCUUGAUAAAAUAAGAGCGUGUGGACUUCUUGCGCAAAAAGAACUUGCAUCGACCAUAAUAGUAAGAGCGGCUCGACAGUAUGAAUUCAGGAAGAUGAAUAAACUAUAUGCCUAUCGUACCAAUGUUGCUCAGGAGUUGUUGUCCACAGAAGAAAGUUACGUCCAACAGCUCAAGUUUCUUGUUGAGAAGUUUGUUGAGCCGAUCACUCGAGACCAAGUUAUUCCAGUGGAGACUUCGCGAAAGAUAUUUAGUGACAUAGAAAUGAUCUUAUCUGUCAACACCAAGUUUCUCGAGUCAUUUCAGAAAGUUAUUAAAGUGUGGAAUAGCGAGUCGAGUAUUGGGGGACUGUUUUUAAAAUUAGCGCCGUUCUUAAAAAUCUAUGGCGAGUAUUGUAAGAACUACCCCCAAGCAUUGAAAGAGUUGGAUAAAUUAGGGAAGGAACACAAGUUCUAUGAAGAGUACCAUAGAAUCAUGCUAGAGAAAGCACCGGAAGAGUAUAAGAACUCAGAAUUGACAUCAUUUUUGAUAACCCCCAUUCAACGCAUUCCUCGAUACAAAUUGCUCUUAAACGAUCUAUUGAAACACACGCCACAGAAUCAUAUAGACUAUAAAGAUUUGUCUGAUGGGCUUAAUUUGGUCUCACAAGUCGCAAUCAGUGUGAACGAUUUUAGUAAGCAAGCCGAACAUAUGGAACAAGUGAAUGACUUAUCCUCACGAAUUUCAGACUUACCAAAUGAAGUCAAUUUCCUGGAACCUGGCAGAAUCUAUCAGAAGGAUGGAGUCUUAUUGGUGUGCUACAAAAAGAAGUAUGUGACGUGCCACUGCAUCUUGUUCUCCGACAUUUGUGUCUUUGCUAAAUACUCGCAAAGUCUGUUGUCGAAUACGUUGAGUAAGAAAUUUGUGUAUAAGACGCACGUUGUUGUUGAUUCACUCAAAGUCGAGACGGAGAUGACCGAAGUGCCAAAUAACAAGGAAAUAGCUGGGGAUUGUAUCUUCUCUGUCAUCUCUGGGAAGAGUGUGUUCUACAUUGCAACUAAAACAACAAAAGAGAAGGAUGAAUGGGUCAAAGCGUUUAAUACAGCAAUUGAGAAGGCCAUCAAGAGGAAAAAAAGGUUUGAAGAACAAACUCUUGAAACUUCAAAACAGAAGGUUGAAGUGGCAAAAUAA
Entamoeba invadens IP1 is the source of this 1638-nucleotide messenger RNA. RefSeq names its product Rho guanine nucleotide exchange factor, putative. The record is from RefSeq and is a predicted model, not a curated record. The transcript is spliced from 2 exons. Gene Ontology annotation, biological process: intracellular signal transduction. Gene Ontology annotation, molecular function: guanyl-nucleotide exchange factor activity. The coding region runs from base 1 to 1638 and encodes 545 amino acids. Lineage: Eukaryota; Evosea; Mastigamoebida; Endamoebidae.